This is a messenger RNA of Pyricularia oryzae 70-15, 2955 nucleotides long. RefSeq names its product alpha-L-rhamnosidase. Lineage: Eukaryota; Fungi; Ascomycota; Sordariomycetes; Magnaporthales; Pyriculariaceae. Bases 357 to 2897 code for a protein of 846 amino acids. Gene Ontology annotation, biological process: carbohydrate metabolic process. The record is from RefSeq and is a predicted model, not a curated record. The transcript has a single exon.
GCUUGGGGUAAUCUUGUCCACAGCUGACCGACCAUGUAACCCGAGUCCAUAAAACCAAGUCACAUUCUGCCAUGGCUACAGAGGACAAAUCUCUUCCAGCGCGGGGAAGCGGGACGGCCCCAGAUCAAAUCUCAUUUCCCCACGGGAUUUUCGCAGCAUCGUGAUCGGUAGUUGGGGGAGAAACCCGGGUCGCGUGGAAAUGAUGUUCGUUUGGAACAUAUAAAACAAACAAACAUGCCUCGCCCCUAAAUUCCACCCGCAAUCAUGACUGGCGCUGUCCGAGGCCGAGCAGUCCGAGUUACGACGUCUUUUGUCCCCCAAUCCGCUCCGCGAGGCCUCCAUUCGCCCUCGAGACCAUGGCUCGUCGAACCGUCUACAGCUGCCUGCUGGCAAACAUCCUGGCCGUGCAGGCCCGCGUCUUCACCCCGAGCAAGGUGGCGGUCGGCACGGCGCCCAGCCAGGGCGGCGGCCCGUUCGCCCCCUUCACGCUCAACGCCUCGCACCCGCUCGCCACGCUCGACUACGGCGUCGAGGUCGCCGGCUACCCGCAGCUCACCGUGUCCGACGUAUCCGGCGCCGCGUCCGUGCAGGUCGAGGUCAAGUACAGCGAGCCGUUUGCGGGCCUCGAGCAGGUCUGGGCCGACGGGCCGUACACGUACCAGCAGGGGCUGGCCAACGCCUUUCGCGUCGAGACCUUCAACGUCUCUGCCGCGGGCCUCGUGGCCAGCCGGCUGAUCCAGGGCGGCCAGAGGUGGCAGUCCGUCCGGCUGCUGGACACCGGGUCCUCCGCGGCCGCGGUCACGUUUCAGAGCGUGGGCUUCGAGGCGACGGCCGGCGAGGCGGCGAUCGCCGACAUGCCGGGCAAGUUCAGCUGCGACGACGAGGUGCUCAACGAGGUGUGGGCGCUGGGGGCCCGGGCUGCCGACCUGGCGUGCGUCGAAAAGGGCACCCAAAAGGCCGUGUGGCAGGUCGACCCGGACAAGGGCGUGCGGGUGGCCAGCGUGCGGCCCACGCAGACGCUCCGGGGUGCCCUCCUGGGCAACUACACGCUCGAGUUCGACGCCAUGAUCGAGCGCGGCGGGGUGUGGUGGUCGGUGGCCUGGCCGCUUGGUCGCUUCGGCGGCGUGCAGCUCCAGCUGACGAGCGAGCUCCCCAACGCCACGACGUUUUCCAACACAAACACCACCUUGUUGCCGAGAAACACGCUCAAGCUGGGAUGGGGUUUUGGUUUUGUCAACCAGACCACCCUCACCUCGUACGAUCUGGCCCUCGCCGCUGUGCCCUUUGAUGUGGCCGAGAACAAAUGGUACCACUUGACAACCACCCUCUCGCCCGACGGCUUCCUGUCGGUAUCCCUCGACAAGACACGGAUCCUGCACACGCAGCUCUCGCAAUACUACGUUGGCGGCAGCCCCAUCGCGCCGUCUGGCAGCUUCGGGUUCGGGGCGUGGCAGGACCAAGCGGCGUGGGUGCGCAACGUGACGGCGACGGCCCAGAACGGCAGCGUCGUCUACCAAAACGCCAUGACGUCGCCGGAGGUCCUGUCCGAGUACGGCGUGCAGAGCAACUCGGAGGGCGUGUGCCUGGACGGACCCAAGCGCGACCGGCUGGUCUGGCUGGGGGAUUUUCUCCACACCAUCCGCAUCAUGGGCGCCAGCACGUCGCGCUUCGACCUGGAGCGCGGCACGCUGCGCUUCUUCCUGGGCACGCAGAUCCCGCUCGGCAUCUUUGACAUCUCCCCGCGGAUGGGCUACGACCCCGCCGCCGCCAGCGGGCCCUUUAGCGGCUUCGGCGCCCAGCCCUACGCGCUCGAGGACUACCAGCUGCUCGGCCUCAACGCCCUGCACAGCUACGUCCAGCAGACGCGCGACGUGGCCUUUGCGCGCGACGGCUGGGCCCAGUGGCGCCGGCAGUUCGACUGGCUGUUUGCGCGCGUCAACCAGACCACCAACCUGCUCAAUCUCGAAAGCGCCUUCCUCGGCCCCGCCGUCGACGGCUCCGCCACGUCCUGCCUGGCCGUGCAGACCCUCCGCGCCAUCGCCGACCUGUCCCUGGCCGUCGGCGACGACCCCUACCACUCCCGGGCCAACCAGACCGCCGACGAGAUGGCCCGCGCCGUCAACGCGCGGCUCUGGAACGACGCCCGCGGCUUCUACUCGGUCUCGCUGGCCGACCGCGACCACCUCUCGGUGCAGGCCACCGCCUUUUGCCUGUCGUCGGGCGUCGCGUCCGACCCGCGGCGCAUCUCGCGCUCCGUCGCGGCCCUCGACGCCCUCCAGCUCGGGCCGGGGUACAAGGACUCGUCGCUGAUCGACUCGACCGCCCCGGACACCACCAUCUCGCCCAACACAAACGGCUUCCUCCUCGACGGGCUGCUCCGCCGCAGCAGCAGCAGCAGCAGCCGCAACGCAAGCGACGCCGCCGCCCGGCUCCUCCGCUCCCUCUGGCCCGAGAUGCUGCCCGGCGCGCACGGCGACCGCCACGCCUCGGGCGCCAGCUGGGAGUACCUGUCCGCGACCGGCGAGCCGGGGCUCGGCCUCUUCACCAGCCUCGCGCACCCCUGGGGCGGCGCCGCGACCUACGCCCUGACGCGCCACGCGGCCGGCGUCCGGCAGGCCGAGGGCGUUGCCGGCUUUGGCUACGCCAGCUGGGUGGUGGACCCCGAGGUCGGCGUCGGGAGCUUCGGGCUGAAGCGGGCGAGCGCGCAGGUCCAGACGCCAAAGGGGCCCCUGGCUGUGGACUGGAAAAUCGGGGCGGGUGCGUCGGGGGAGGAGGUCGUAAAUGUGGUGAUUCGCGCGCCUGCUGGGACGAGUGGCGUUUUCAAGUACAAGGAUACCACCAGGGUGCUGGAGGGUCAGACUGAGUACACGCUCUCGGUCCCGGUUGAGGUUAAUUGAGUUUAGUGAGCGGCGUCUUUUUUUCGCUAUUUGCUAGGAAGUUUCAUUUAUGUGUUUC